Molecule: messenger RNA, 4665 nt
Organism: Populus euphratica (Euphrates poplar)
Lineage: Eukaryota; Viridiplantae; Streptophyta; Magnoliopsida; Malpighiales; Salicaceae
Exons: 5
Coding region: 255-2648 (797 amino acids)
Source: RefSeq, a predicted model, not a curated record
UCAGAUAAAAAAAUAACUCACAGGUCUCUUUAUUCUCACGCCGAGGCCGAGCUAAAGAAAACCCAACCAAGUCCAUCACAAAAUUCAAACAAUCUCUCAGUAUCUCGUUCUCGCUAUUCCUCCAUUACAAAUACAAUCUAUGCAACAAUUCCACUUCUCUCAGCACUAGCUAGGGUUCGCUAUUCCUCCUUUUUUCAUUCUCUCUACCCUACGCUCUUCCUCGUGGCUUAGGAAAGUCGUUGAAUUUCUGCAAUAUGUAUGGUCAAGGGAGUUUUAAUCCCCAGUCCGGUGGCCAAGGUUCUCAAACACCCAUUGCUCCUUCAUGCUCUCACCGUCCGCCUCCUCUUCCUCACAAUUUCCAACUAGGCCCUCCUCCUCACACUGUUCAGCCAAGUUUGCCCCCGCCCCAACAUCUACUUGCACCUGGUGGGACGGCAAAUGCUGCCCAGUCUUGUUCACUCUCUUCUACAACUGUUCGUGGAAUUGCUCCUUUCCAGCAUGUUUAUGCACCUGCGCAGCAUUCUUCCUAUUUAGCAUCGGGCCCUCCUCCACCUCCUCCCUUUGGUUUGCAUCGUCUUGAAAUGUUACAGGCCCCGCUGCCUCCUAGAGGUUUACCUCCUCCUCCUCCACCACCACCAGCACUACCUUCUCAAGGUCAGAGGUUUUAUAAUUCGCUGCCACAACAGCUAGCUGGUGUGCAGGGUCCACAGCAUAUCCCCCCUCCACCUCCCCCACCUCUUCUUCCAACUUCCAGUUUCUCAACAUCUGCUCCCUUUGGGAGUUCUGCUGAGUCUAAUGGUGCCAAUCUUCAAAUGCUUUCAAUGGCUUCCCUACCACCACCCCCACCCCCACCACCAACCUCUUCGGCACCGCUGAUUCCACCUUCUCCUCCUCAGUCUAACUCGCACAUGUUGCCAGUAUCCGCACCUGUCCUAGCUGGUUCCUAUCCACUGCUUCACUCUGAUAUUGCUUCCAACUCCAGCAUACCUUCUGGUGAUAAAUUGGGCACUACUGGUUUUGUCAAUGGAGCUAUCCCUCUCGAUCAGGGUGGACAUAGUGUUCCUGUGCAUGAUGGCAACUUAUAUCUGGAAGGUGGAAGUGGCACUGAGGUAGAUUGUAAAUUGGAUGAAGCAAAGAAUUUUUCACAACCCAGUCAUUUGAUGGUUGCCGGUGGAUCCCACAUGUCUGCUGAUUCUGAUUCCGAUAUGGAGAUGGAAGAUGAUAUUACACAGUCUGACAAUGACCAGGCAGCAAAUCACCCUAUUGGAGAUCUAACUCACUGCAAUCAUUUGAUAGCUGGAGACUCUGAUAUAAGAGAGCAGUUGCAUGAACUGCAGAGUUCAGCACAAUCUGAUGCUGCCACAUUGGUUUUACCAGUCCCUGGUUCCUCCAGGCUGGAUAAUGGUCAACAAGUUUCUGAAGUUCAUAGCCCAGUCAUUAAUUCAGCUGGAGUUGAUGAAAAAAGUUCAUCAAGGGCCAUGGCAGCUGCUGGAUGCAUGAAUUCUGAUGAGUAUUCUAGUGAAGUUUUAAAAGGCGGCAGCCCAUUCAGACUUCUGCAGGAUAAUGCUUCUGAGGAUAGCUCAGAAAAUAAUGAUGAGCCCUAUUUGAAAAAUACCAUUUCUAAAACUGCUUCAAAAUUAGUUACAGUUGGCUCUGAAGAUCUACAGCAGCAGCAGCCAUCCUAUUGUUUGAGUAACUUUGCUUCUGAUAAUGUGUAUGGUCUAUCUGGGAAGAUAGGUCCUUCAUCCGUGUUUCCACCAGAUAUUCUGGACUCAAAUCAGCUGUCUUGCCUGCCCAAUUUUGCAGUAUCAAAAAAUUCAAGUCUCCCUAAUACUUAUCCAGCUAGUUUUGAGCUGCCGGUCAACUCCAAAUUCAGUUCUGAUGUUUUAAGACAAGAAAAGGUUGCAUCCUACAGUAGCAUGUAUGAUCAAUCUUCAAGUUGGAACCAUAUUUCACUUGAUGGACAAGAUGCUAGUGUUCGAUCAAGACAGCUAAUCUCUUCUCCCAGUUCUGCUAGGGAUGUUGCACAAAUUAUUCCUAGGUCAGGUAGUGAUCAGUAUGAUCCAUUUUUGGACAGCAUUGAGCCAACUUCAACCUCAUUUAGGAGACUUGACCACAUUCAGAAGUGGGAAUUCAGUAACACUGACAUUAUGCCAAGGCUUAGUGGCUCAGACAAAUCAUUGGAUGUUGAAGAAAACAAUAAGGAGGAGGUUAGAGGCAUUGCUCCUUCUACAUCCCUUGAUAAUGAGGAGUUUGGUGAGACUGCAGAUGCAGAAGUCGGUGAUGUUGAGGAUCAGAGCCAAAGUAAUCCUGUUGUAGUGAAUGUGAAUAUGGGUGAUAUGGAGAUCGAUCAGGUUAAGUCUCCAAGGAAGAGCAAAAAUAGCAAGGACUCCAGAUCAAUGAAGCUUUUCAAGAUUGCCCUUGCGGAUUUUGUGAAGGAGGUUUUAAAGCCAUCAUGGCAACAGGGUAACAUGAGCAAGGAAGCAUUUAAGACUAUUGUCAAGAAGACAGUUGAUAAGGUUGCAGGAGCGAUGAAGAGCCACCAAAUACCCAAGUCCAAGGUGAAAAUAGAUCAUUAUAUUGACUCAUCGCAAUGGAAAUUGACAAAACUUGUGAUGGGUUAUGUUGAUAAGUAUGCCAAAGGGUAAAAGUUGAUAUCAGGAUGGUUUCUGGAUGAAGGCAUUGAUUUUGCUUGCUUUGUGGGGACUAUAGUGCCACUGGAGCUGCAAAACAACCUAGAAUUGGUCGUAGAGCUGUGAGAAUAGGUGGGAAAAAAAGAGAGCUGGUGUUAGUAGAUUCCUUCAUUUUGUGAAGUUUGCACCUGCCAGAAGAAGAAUAUAUUAAGGUCUAUGACCAGUUGAACUCAGUUACAGCGUAUUCCAACUUCAAGGAAAUUCUUAGGAGGCUCCAAAAUGUGUAUGUAAUGUGCUGCUUUGAAAGAAUGUUGCACUUUUCUUUUCAUCUGGAGCAAUUUUGUUAACUCUCUUGUAAAUUGCCAGUUUUUAUUAUGAUCACUGAGUACAUAUUUGAUUGUUAAUUUGUUUGUUGUGUAAUCAUUGGAAGGAGAGAGGAUGAAUUUGGAAGCAUGAAUAUAAACAACUUCAGAUUUAUUAAGAGAAGAUUUUUUUUUUUCUUUGUUAAUUUGCAUGAUAUAUUUUAGAGUCCUGACUCAUCUCAAUUUGUCAUGUUUGUCAUUAGCAAUGAUAUGUUUUGGUAUGUGGUUUAUUAAUCAAAACGAGAAAAAUUGAAUUAUCUUUCUUUUUUCCCUUCUCAAAGUACUAUAUCUAUGCUUGUCUUGGACAAUGGUGUUGGAUUGAGAAACAGGUGCUACAGUGUUCACUUGGACUUCUAAAGAUAAGUUGGUUGUACAUAAUGUUAGCAGGUAACAUCUGUAUGCUGUCUUUACAUUGCCUGAUCAGUACAGGAUUGAGCUCUAGGUAAUUAUAACGAAUUUGACUGCAAUCAUGAAUUACCGAACAAUGAUUGAAAUUUUGAUUUUUUCAACAAUCAAAGCAUGAUCACAGGUCAGAUAAAUCUACAUAUGUACAUAGCGACCAUGCAUCUGAUUCUUGGUUGCAUAGGUUUUCACUAUUUUACUUUUCUUUUUUCCUUGUUUGCAGUCAUACUGCAAUAGAGAGGUCAUUAAGCAAUCCCUUUCAAGAGUUUAUCUUAACAAACAUGAUUCCCAGUGUUGGUGCAGAACCGUUCUCCAGAGCUUACAGUCAGUCUAGUUAGCAGUAACCUCUCGGGUGAGAUCUUAUGGCUUGUUCAUGUUUUCUGUUCUGUGAGUAGCAUCUUUCAGUAGAAUUGGAUUGAUAUAGUUACCAAUGAGAUUAAUAACUUUAUUGCGUUACAAGAUGUAGAUUUAUUAAUUUAUUUUGAAUGCAUGAGAUGUCAAUAUGUUGUCCCUCUUUAUUGCUUCCCUGGUGAUGCAUACAUGUGAAGAAUGAACUAUGCUGACAUGGUGUUGCUUAAAUCUUAGUUGAGAAAUUGGAACUAGAAAGAACAAAAGAUUUAAAUACAUAUAAAAGAGGCCUUUACUUUUAUUUAAAUUUUAGAAGGAAAAAACAAGCCUUUCUUUUCUUUUCAUGACAUAACGCUGAUGUCUAGUCAAUUUUCCUUUGUGGUUGAUUUUCCUUUGUGCUUAGUAGUCAAUCUGAUAUUGUGCUGGCUCCUUCUUUUAGUUUCUAAUUCAUGACAUAGCUAGGAUAUCUUGUCAAUUUAUACUUCUUGCUCUGCCUGUGUUAUCAAAUUGUAUUUUUGGACGAGGAAUAAUCACGAGAAUUGUAAAUGGUUGAUUGGGCUGCACGAUGGAAUCGAGUUACUUUCGGUAAGGUAUUGUAUUUGUGCUUUGACAGUGAACUGAAAUUUUUUCACCUAAUCGGGUUUGUUCAUUGAAACUCAAGUUAUGAAUUUGUAGAAUGUUUUUCAACUGGGGUGGACCUCAUCAUGCGAUCCACUUGUUAUUACCUCCUUACACAAAGGAAAAAGGAAGGAAACCCUUUGGAGUGAUGUGGGGAUUGGAGGAAGAUUUACAUUCGGCCUUUCUCUGUAAGAAUAUUUCAUAUGAAUCAUCAGGCCUUUCUUUUCUUUUCUUCUUUUUAUUGAAUUGUAAUAUUAAGUUGUUACUAGAUGGUUUCUGUCAGAUUGCUUCCUUAUAUUAUU